AUGCAUGCUCAGGGGUCUAUGACGGAGGCAGCGUAUAAGUAUCUGAUGGGUAUUCUCGAAGAUGAAGAGGACGGCCUACGAGAUUCAGAUCCAGCGUUGCUGGAAGAGCUUUACAAGGUCCGCGAUGUCGAGCCGAAGAAGUUCUCCGAUCCUACUACAGCGGCUUGGGAGAAGACUGCGCCUAGUCGGACCGCGACUCUGGUUAUUCUGGAAUCAUACAUCAAGUCGGUGCAACGCAUGUAA
Cyphellophora attinorum is the source of this 243-nucleotide messenger RNA. RefSeq lists its product as uncharacterized. The transcript is spliced from 2 exons. The record is from RefSeq and is a predicted model, not a curated record. NCBI's taxonomy places the organism in Eukaryota, Fungi, Ascomycota, Eurotiomycetes, Chaetothyriales, Cyphellophoraceae. The coding region runs from base 1 to 243 and encodes 80 amino acids.